Nerophis lumbriciformis (worm pipefish) is the source of this 5924-nucleotide messenger RNA. RefSeq lists its product as uncharacterized. The record is from RefSeq and is a predicted model, not a curated record. Gene Ontology annotation, molecular function: protein binding. NCBI's taxonomy places the organism in Eukaryota, Metazoa, Chordata, Actinopteri, Syngnathiformes, Syngnathidae.
AUGAUGGCCGUGAGGGUUCUGGUGCUGGUUCUGGCACUGCUGGUGAGCGCUCGCAGCGACGUGAGGGCCAGAGACCCUGAGGUGGAGCAGCAGGAGGAGGACUGGGCGGGAGCGGCGGGCGUGGUCAGUGCCACAGAGACCCCCCUGCUGGGAGAGGGCGGCAACUACCCGGCCCGAAGCGGGAACUGGUGUGCGUUUGUGCAGAAGCGUGUGGCGAGCAUGGCGGUGGCGUGCGGGACAGAGAAGUACACCAUCAAGUCUCAGAGUCCGUGUCCCAGCGGAUCACCAGACUGUCACCUGGUCAUGUACAAGCUGUCCACUCGGCCGCUGUACAGACAGCAGCAGAAGACGUUCACUGCCCUCUUGUGGAGAUGCUGUCCAGGACAUGGAGGAAACAACUGUGACGAUGCAGUCACUGAAGAAGCACACACACACUCAGGAAGUGCAGCAUCCGAAGUUCAAGGUGCACCUGGAGGUCUCCACAAUCCUGGCGUGCAGCAGCGGCGAGGAGACCCUGGCGGGGAGCAGAACGACCACCAGGGGUCAGUCAACACACCACACCGUGUCAACCAGCGCAAUGCCACAAGCCCCGCCCACAACCACCAUGGGGCCCAAAUACCCAACAGUGAACACACCCAGCAUCCCAGUCGCGUCCCUCAUCAGGACCAGCACCCCAUCCAUGUCCAGAAUCAAGACCAUGUCCAGCAUCAGGACCACACCCAGCAUCCAAUCCACGUACAGAAUCAGGACCAUGUCCAGAAUCAGGACCAUGUCCAACAUCCCAUCCGUGUCCAGAAUCAGGACCAAGUCCAGCAUCCUAUCAAUGUCCAACAUCCAAUCCAUGUCCAGAAUCAGGACCAUGUCCAGAAUCCGGACCAUGUCCAACAUCCCAUCCGUGUCCAGAAUCAGGACCAAGUCCAGCAUCCUAUCAAUGUCCAACAUCCAAUCCAUGUCCAGAAUCCGGACCAUGUCCAGCAUCCUAUCCAUGUCCAGAAUCAGGACCAAGUCCAGCAUCCUAUCACUGUCCAGCAUCCAAUCAAUGUCCAGAAUCAGGACCAAGUCCAACAUCCAAUCCGUGUCCAGAAUCAGGACCAUACCCAACAUCCCAUCCGUGUCCAGAAUCAGGACCAAGUCCAGCAUCCUAUCAAUGUCCAGCAUCCAAUCAAUGUCCAGAAUCAGGACCAAGUCCAGCAUCCUAUCAGUGUCCAGAAUCAGGACCAUAUCCAACAUCCUAUCCGUGUCCAGAAUCAGGACCAAGUCCAGCAUCCUAUCAAUGUCCAGCAUCCAAUCAAUGUCCAGAAUCAGGACCAAGUCCAGCAUCCUAUCCGUGUCCAGAAUCAGGACCAUAUCCAACAUCCCAUCCGUGUCCAGAAUCAGGACCAAGUCCAGCAUCCUAUCAAUGUCCAGCAUCCAAUCAAUGUCCAGAAUCAGGACCAAGUCCAGCAUCCUAUCCGUGUCCAGAAUCAGGACCAUAUCCAACAUCCCAUCCGUGUCCAGAAUCAGGACCAAGUCCAGUAUUCUAUCAAUGUCCAGCAUCCUAUCAAUGUCCAGCAUCCAAUCAAUGUCCAGAAUCAGGACCAAGUCCAGCAUCCUAUCCGUCCCCAGAAUCAGGACCAUGUCCAACAUCCCAGUCGCGUCCUUCAUCAGGACCAUGCUAAGCAUCCUAUCAGUGUCCAGAAUCAGGACCAAGUCCAGCAUCCUAUCCGUCUCGAGAAUAAGGACCAUGUCCAACAUCCCAGUCGCGUCCUUCAUCAGGACCACGCUAAGCAUCCUAUCAGUGUCCAGAAUCAGGACCAAGUCCGGCAUCCAAUCAAUGUCCAGAAUCAGGACCACGUCCAGCAUCCUAUCAAUGUCCAGAAUCAGGAUCACGUACAGCAUCCUAUCAAUGUCCAGAAUCAGGACCAAGUCCAGCAUCCUAUCAAUGUCCAGAAUCAAGACCACGUCCAGCAUCCUAUCAAUGUCCAGAAUCAGGACCACACUAAGCAUCCUAUCCGUGUCCAGAAUCAGGACCAAGUCCAGCAUCCUAUCAACGUCCAGAAUCAGGACCAAGUCCAGCAUCCUAUCAAUGCCCAGAAUCAAGACCACGCUAAGCAUCCUAUCAACGUCCAGAAUCAGGACCAAGUCCAGCAUCCUAUCAAUGUCCAGAAUCAAGACCACGCUAAGCAUCCUAUCCGUGUCCAGAAUCAGGACCAAGUCCAGCAUACCUCCAUCACACACGGCCAGGAUCUCCUUCCUGGUGUGUCUGAGGCGGAGGUGCUGACCUCCACGGAGGUGCCUGCAGUGCUGCCUGUCCCCCACAUGAUGGCGCUGCUCAUGUCUCAGCUGCAGCCGCUGCUGGACGGCUUCAACCGCUCGUUGGCGCUGCUGAGUCAGCAGGUUGGCACCUUGGCACGCGAUGUUGCCCAGCUGAAGAGCGGCCAGCAGGAGGCGGAGGAGGAGGAGGAGGAGCGGCCGGGCGCCGAAGUGCUCCACCAGAUGGUGGCGCUGCAGCGACAGAUGGACGUCCAUCAGAGGGAGGUGGAAGGAAGGCUGCACUCCCAGCAUGCAAUGCUGCAUUACAACAUCAGCAGCUUCAAGACCGACGUCGACCUCAAACUGAAAAGACAUCACAAGAUGCUGCAGAUCAACCUGCAGGCCAUGAACGCUACACUGGCUGAGAUGAAACAGCACCAGGAUCGAGACCAGGACCAGGACCAGGACCAGGACCAGGGGCAGCUGGAGUGGCCCCCACUGGCGGUGCAGCCGUCCCCUGCAGUGUGGGAGGCCAUCGAGCGUCUGGACAACAUGGUGGUCAACAACACAGUCAAGGUGGGCGGGCUGAUGGAGGACGUGGAGGCGACGGCGGGCGGCGUCCAGCAGCUGAACCGGAACUUGAAGUCGCUGGGCGAGCGCAUCAACCAGACGGCGAGGACCAGCCAGGUCCAGUUCAUGGAGACUGGUCUGGAAGUGGAGGCGGCCAAGGUGGUGGUGCUGGGUCAGGUGGGCGAGCUGGCGGCGAACGUGAGCCAGCAGGGGCGCCGUCUGCAGGAGAUGGACGUGGACGUGGACUACCUGUACACCGUCCUCUACAAACACAACGCCUCCGGCCAGUGCGACUGUCUCCGCCUCAAGGACGCCGUGGCCACGCUGGAGAGGGGCGUGGCCAACGUGACGGAGCUGGCCAAUGAGAACCGGCUAGCUCUGGACGAAGACAAACAGGCCGGGACGGGGCAGUGGGGCGGGGCCAGUGACUGGGAGCCGGCGGUGGAGGCGGUCCAACGAGGCCUUCAGCAGGCCAUGGAGUCUCUGGUCUCACACCAGACCAGGACCAGGACCUUGGACGAGACCCUGGCCCGGCUGGGCAGCAGUCUGGAGGAGGCGGCUGCGGAGGUGUCGCGCCUGAAGGAGGUGGACAGGAAGCGGACGGACGAGAUGAAGCGCCUGUCGGGGUCCUUCAACUCCCUGCUGAAGGACGCCAUUCGCCACAGCGACGUGCUGGAGCUCCUGCUGGGCGAGGAGGUGCUGGAGUUCCUGGAGUGGCCCCUCCAGGACCAGGAGGCCCACUCCAUCCCCGCCCUCAAGGAGCAGCUGAGGCUCCUGCAGGAGCAGCUCCAAGGACACAACCUCAGUCUCAGCUGGUUGCUAGGGGGCGGGCAGGAAGUUCCCCCCGCGGACGAGCCGUCUCCCUGGUUGGCGUCCAGGGAGCAAGGCGCGGGGGGCGGAGACGCCGGAGACCCGCGGAAGACGGAGAGGAGCGUCGACGAACCGAAGCUGAAGACGCCGCAAGAGGAACCCUGCUGCCCGCGCCUUCCGGGAGGGGCGCCGCCCGCUGGCGAGGAGGCCACGCUGCACACGGAGGUGGCGCGGCUGAAGAGAGGACUGGAGGAACACCUGAGGACGUUCAAGAGCGUCUUCAGCAACGCCGACGUGCUGGAGCGGAGCCACGCCACGCUGGAGCUGGACCAGGUGUGGCGGCUGCUCGGCAAGAAGAAGGAGCGGGGAGGGCGCCGACGCAGCAGGAGGCGGGCUGGAGACGUCCCCGCCGCUCUCAGCCAAUCACACGCCACGAUGCCGCCGCGGGCCGCCUCCCCUCUCAGAACGUCUGAUGCGUCUCUCGACGGAGGAAACUUGGACCGCCGCAGCGGGGGGGACGGCGUCUACGUCUUCACGCUCGCGACGGACAUGAGGGCGCUGAGGAAGCCGCUCCGCCAGCAGGGGGCGCCGUCACGGCCUCGCACCGCCCACCUGAGGCUCAGGAGGGGGGAGGAGCUUAGACUGGAGAUAAGGGGCGGGGAGUGGGCGGAGUCAGGCGACGCCUUCGCGGCGCUGUUGUUACGCCGUGACACCUGAGGGCGCUGCGAGCCAAUCAGGAGGUAAAGACAAGAAGGUGGCGCGGGGAGUCACUCGUGGAGCGAAUGACCGAACGUAACAUGCGAACACGAGGAAGCUAACAUAACCACUUCAAACACCACAACACUUCUGUCAGUAUACUUGAGUAAGUACACUGUGUGUGUACUAUGUGUACUUACUUCCUGUGUCCCACAUCCACUCUCGUCACCAACAGUUUUGGUCCGCGUACGUCCGUUUUGGGUUUGGAAUAGAGAAAUAAUUUAACAUAAAAAUACAUUUUCCACGUUUUUUUUGAGUUGAUGAUAAAAAUAAACGAUUUAUUAAUGCGUUUUAAAAACAGCGAGAGGAAAACUAUUUUCUCCAUUUCCUGCGUAAUGUUUGAGAAUGGUAGAUUGCACAUGCGCAGUGUUUCUUUUCCGUCACCUCGUCUGCGGGUGACCCGGAUGAACAACAACAACAGCAGAAGAAGAAGAAGAGCGACUUUUCUACUGCUCAAUAUAGAAACAAUAAAAUAUGUCUCUGGACAUUAAAAAAUAGAAUUCUUGAACACGACAAACUUGCUUUGACGACAUUGACACCGCUGUUUGUCUACUUUUUCUUCUGUUGUUGUUCUGGGUCACUUACCAAUGAGGAUGCGGAAAAAGAGACACUGCGCAUGUGCAAAAUAGUUUCCCGCUCGUUGUUUUUUAAUUUCGAUUUUCAAACACAUUGAUAAAUUUGGACAACGUUUCUGGGGAAAGCGGAUUUUUAUGUUCAAUUAUUUUUCUGUACAAAGCUCAAAGCAGACAUAUACGGACCAGUUGCUUACCAGCCGCCAUUAUUUAAGUUUUCUGCUUCUUCUACGCAACCAAAAGUUGCUUUGUUGUCGCUGCCCGAUCUGUUGGCGCCCAAACUCGGCAACUUCCGGUCCUGGUUUACGUUUAAUAUCGACAACUACACUUUCAAAAUAAAAGUACUACGUUUUUUUUUGUAAACAAUUUUAGCAUUUCCAAAUGCUUUGAAUGCACAUUAUUUUUGUAAUAUUUGUACACGGCAGGAAGUUGUUUGAGCAAAAAGAUCGGGCAUCUUAACGACAUCUGGCCAAGUCUACCAUGAAUUGAUUAACGUUUACCCCGACUUAAACAAGUUGAAAAACUUAUUGGGGUGUUACCAUUUAGUGGUCAAUUGUACGGAAUAUGUACUUCACUGUGCAAUCUACUAAUAAAAGUCUAAAUCAAUCAAUCAAUCAAAGUCUCCACAAACGUAUUGUGCAACAUGCGAGUACUUAGUGCACUGCAAUGUACGUACUUCCAUCCAUCCAUUUACUACCGCUUGUCCCUUUUGGGGUUGCACUCAAAUUAAUUACCAAUCGUUUUCCUAUUUAAUAAUAUUUACCUGAAAAGUGAUCAAUUCAUCUUUUAUUGAAAUGUUUUAUCUGUAAAAAAAAAAUUAACUGACCUUUGAUGUAUACUAAAAAUGUACGCUUGACUUGUGAUAUUUAUGUACAAAUGCAUAUUUAAAUAAAAAAAUAAUGAACUAAGCUGCUGUUUUGUGAACAAUAAAAAAAAUGCAACAUCAUCUUGCUGAAAUGAAAACUGACCAGAAGUUGUUUUUUU